This is a messenger RNA of Cydia pomonella (codling moth), 3452 nucleotides long. Its product is annotated as GSK3-beta interaction protein-like. Bases 194 to 592 code for a protein of 132 amino acids. The transcript is spliced from 2 exons. Gene Ontology annotation, cellular component: cytoplasm. Gene Ontology annotation, biological process: regulation of canonical Wnt signaling pathway. NCBI's taxonomy places the organism in Eukaryota, Metazoa, Arthropoda, Insecta, Lepidoptera, Tortricidae. Gene Ontology annotation, molecular function: protein kinase A binding; kinase regulator activity. The record is from RefSeq and is a predicted model, not a curated record.
CGAGUAGGCAUGCAUGUGCCGCGUGGCAUAGCUUUCAUUCAUACUCGCGGAAUCAUGCUUUGUUGGCGGAACUGCGUGGGACAUAAUACAUACAUAUACAUACAGUUGUAAUUAGCACUGUCUAACAUUUCAAGCAUUCUUAGUUCUCGUCAGUCGCUCGGCGCGAACGGUUGAAGUACCUACAGCAAUAUUUAUGGGUUGUUUUGUGUGGCUUACGCGCUGCGCCAAGAAUGAUACAAUGGAAGACAAAGUUCUUACCGAAGAAACAUGGCCACAAGAAGCCGAGGCGGCGAUCAACGACAUACGCAAACACGUGAAAUCAGCCAACAUAUCAACGCAGCUGAAAAACGAUAACCAACGGAUUUACAUCAACCUCACAACCCUGGAGAACUCAGACUAUUGUGUCGAGAUGUCCGCCGCUGGAUUCAGAGUUGUGGGCCGAACUUACGACGACACCAGCCUAUCUAUCAUCGAGAACAUGAACUAUGAAACCCCCUACGCUUUACUCAAUAGUAUCAGUCAGAAAUACAGGGAGUCUUUCGGCGGUGAGUUGAUGAACAAGCUACUGGAUCUCGCUAAAAAGGAGACUUGAAUUUUGAGUCGUUUGCAGACGAUUUUAGAGCUUAUUAUGUAGUGAACAGCCUUACUAGACAUAUAUGUCACAUACACGAGCUUUUGGAGAAGUAUUGUUGGUUUUCCGAAUUUUCGAGGGUUGUUUAAAGUGAUAAGAAGGUUGUAAUUGGCGACUGUUGAAACUGUCAGUAUUUAUCAGUGCUAUAAAUGUAUUUUAAAGUAAAAAUUAGACCAAAUUAGGAUAAAUUGGAAUCGUAAUAGUGUUUCUCGAGAUAAAAUUACCGCCAUGAACUGGAUUCAUUUUUCUUUUUUGAAGGCAUGUUCAUAAUAUAAUAUACUUUACUGUUUGGUAUAUAAAUGUAUAUAUAGGUUAAUGUAUGUAUAGGUUUAGAAGCUACAGAUAAGUCUGUAGUGUCCUCUUAUCUUGGUUUCUCAAUUGCACCCUUACUAUAUUGUGCAGUAUUGUACUGUGUAAAAAUGCAGGCUUAUGAUAGCUUGAUAAUGUAAGACCUAUAAUGUUAACGAACAUUGUAUACUUCAUUUUUCUAGCUGGCUUGGUGGAUACGUAGCAUAAAUAAAGGGUCACAACAUACUAAAAUAUAAUAAAUUAUAAAUACGGAAGCGCAGGGAGCAGAUACAGACCAGUAAAAAAAAUGCAAUAGCAUUUAUGUAUGGUUCAAAAUUAUCCUCUAUUUUUACAAUCUGCAAUUGAUAACAUUUAAUUUUUAUAACCUGAAAUGUUACAUAUGAUUUCGAAAAUUUUACUUCCUGAACACUGCAAUAUAUUAUAAUUUACCAAUUCUACGGCACAAUAGUUGAAACGACAUUGCCAUUAAUCACAAGAAAAAAUUGCUGUCAUAAUAUUGGGUUUGACAUUGUCAAUUAAAUACGACGUAUUGAUUGAAAUUCAAAACGAGAAAUUUAUUUUCAUUAUUAAGUUACUAUACAGGGUGAUCAAUCCAAAACAGUAGUACAUAAGGUUUUGCUGCGCCCUAUCAGGGUCUAUUAUUAUUUAUUAUUAUUUUCUGUUUUGUAAUGGACAAAGAGGCUGAAUUAGGCUAUCAAUCCCGAUAGCUUUGUUCAAUAAAUAAGUACUGUAAAUAUCCUUAAUCACAGUUACUCAGUGGUAUUUGAUAGUCUCCCGAUUUGUAUGAAAAUAGGGCAUUUGCCACUGCGUUACCAUAUUUUUACAUUUAUCAAUAUUAAUAAAUAUGAAUUUUGGUCAACAAAUUCCUAUUAUUUGGUUCAGGUACAAAUUGGGAAUACAAUUUUUGUAGCUACACGAAUUAAAUAUGUAUCAUACUUUUUAUGGCAAUAGAUAAAUGGUCAUGAUUCAUGAAAAAGUAGAAUGACCCACUUAGGACUUAGAUUACGUGAGUGUUUUUAACCUCCUCUUUAAUUUGAGAACAUUGCGGCUAUUUGUGAUCACUGUGAUUGUAAUCAUAACUGUAAGGGUUACACAAUGUAAGUAGGUGUUAGCUGUUGACUGUUUAAUGCAUUUUCUGUGUCAAUUAUGUAAUAAGAUUUCUGAACAAUGUUUUGUAGUUAGGAAUAAUUAUAAAUCUUCGCUCAGGUUACUAAUAAUAUAAUAAGUGCGUUUGGGGCUUUCAAUUAGAACGAUGUUUACAUAACGCGUGUGGGAAUAUUGUCAGAUACAAUACACCGUGAAAUGAUCAAGCAAAGCUAUACAGUAUGUAUCUGAACGUAAAGCAAUUACUCAAACUCAAAUGUUUCGGUCAUACUGACUAACUUUUAGUAUGGAACCAACUCCGAACUUCCGAAAAAAAAUUGCCUGUGGGAGUCAAUUUUUUUUUUCCGGAUUCGGGGUUGGUCCAAUAGUAAAAGUUGCUCAGUAUGGCCUAAACAUUAACGGGUUGAGUAAUUGCUUCACGUUCAGUUUCAUACGGUAUAUCGGCUUAAUGGAUGUGAUCUGUAUUGAACGUGCAUAUCAAACGAAGGCUAAUGGUAGAGGAAUGGAUUCUCCGAAACCAUUAUUUUCGCUGAACAAACAUGGGGUUAAAUCGAUAGCUCUUAAGGUCCUUUAUCAUUGGCCUUUGUUUGAUCCAUAUUGAACGCGCUACCGUGUAUAAAAACCACAGAUAGGCUUCCUAGUAUUGUUAUUGUUACGAAAGCGAAAUUGUGUCGCUUAACUUCAAACUAAGAUGAAUCAAUUCGACCCUCUUAGGAAAUAUCUACCCUAACCUUUUCUUGAUACCAAAAUCGUAUAAUCUGAUAGAUUAAUUUAUUUGAGUCUUCUACUCGUAAGCGACACAAUUGUGGUGCAAUGCGCCGUACAAAAAUAAGUACGUCAAAUUAUUUUUAAAGAGAAGUCGAAUCUCCGAAGACCACUCUAAUGUCAACCAACAUAGUGUUGUACGUUUUCAUGUGAUCUGAUUAUCCUAUUCAUGUUGUGGUUAGAAUAAGUGUUAGAGAUAGUUCAGAUUGCGGUGACGCUCUCUUCCUAUUAUAAAAAUUCGCCUCUAUUUCAUGAAUUAGCUCGUGAAAAAGAAACCAAGUCUGGGAAAACUUUGGAAAAGAUAAUAAGCAAGGUUAUUUGUUUGCGCAUCGUUAAAAUAGUUUUUAAUCUGUCAAAUAAUAUGUUAAACAUUUUGUGCGUUGUUUAAUCCGCUACUAUUGAUGCUGAUUGUACCUAUUGUAAAAAACAUAUAGAAUUUACAAAGAAAAUCGUUGAGGGUGCUUUAUUUGACUAUGGCCCUAACUAUAAGUUACUUGAAUGUUAGUUUUCGACUUUCGUGUCAUAUUAUAUUAGUUACAUGUGCAAUACACUCGCAUCAAUACAACAACAGACUGAGUACAAACAUUGUAUUUAAAUGUUAGCUUUAGUAUUGUGAUAGUAAACUGAAUUUAUUUGUUAUAAA